AUGGCUAUUCAACCGCUAUGGGAGCAGAUUGUCUCCCAGAAACGGGCGAUCAGAGAUAAAAUGCUGACUCCGUAUCUGAUCAAUGUAGCAGAUCAAGAGACUGGAGAUCAUGUUGAUAAGAUUCAUGAACGCAGUCAUGUGGAUGAAGAAGUCCAAGCGAUUACUGAUAUUGACGAGGUGGAAGUGUUGUUACAAAAGAUUCAGACCGGUGACUUUUCUGCCGAGCAGGUUGUUAAGGCUUAUAUACAACGAGCGGUAGUGGCACACCAGUUGACCAACUGUCUCACCGAGGUGGUAUUUGAGGAUGCAUUGCAACAAGCCAAGGAGCUAGAUCUGGAGUUCCAGACAACGCAUCAGAUCAAGGGCCCUCUGCAUGGAAUUCCCUUUACUGUGAAAGACCAGUUCAAUAUCAAAGGUGUUGACACAACUUUGGGCUAUGUUGGUCGAUCCUUCAAUCCAGCGCAACAAGACGCGGUCCUGGUUCAGAUCUUGAAGGACAUGGGUGCAAUUGUCAUUGCAAAGACCAAUUUACCCCAGAGUAUUAUGUGGGCAGAAACUGAAAACCCCCUAUGGGGACUGACUACGAACCCUCGGAACCCUGCUUUCUCUCCAGGUGGCUCCACCGGGGGUGAGGGCUCACUUUUAACCUUGCAUGGCUGUUUGUUGGGAUUUGGAACGGACAUUGGAGGGAGCAUACGGAUUCCUCAAUGUAUAGCUGGUCUAUAUGGUUUGAAGCCCACGAGUAGCCGGUUUCCCUAUGAAGGCGUGCCAGUAUCGACGGAAGGCCAAGGGCAUGUCCCAUCUGCCGUGGGACCGAUGACUCGGGAUCUCCAGUCACUCAGCUAUAUCACCAGGCUUGUGGUGAAUGCCCGGCCCUGGGACUUGGAUCCGCGAUGUACCCCUCUACCUUGGAAUGAAGCUACUUUCCACGAGAUUCAGACUCGCCCUAUAGUCAUUGGACUGAUCAUGGAUGACGGCGUCGUCAAAGUUCAUCCACCAAUUGCCCGGGCUUUAGAAGAGCUAACGGCCAAAUUGAAGUCUGCCGGCCACGAAGUUCUGGUCUGGGAUACAACGGAUCAUGCGGCGUGUAUAGAACUGAUGGAUCUCUAUUAUACCGCCGAUGGGGGAGAAGAUAUCCGUCGAGACGUCGCCGCUGCCGGUGAACCUUAUAUUCCCCAUGUGGAAGCGUUGGUCAAUCGUGGUAAGCCAAUUUCGGUAUACGAAUAUUGGCAACUGAAUAAGCGGAAACUUGCUGCACAGAAAAAAUAUCUUGAUAGGUGGCAUUCGGUCCGAUCUCCAUCUGGGAAGCCUGUCGAUGUUCUGCUGGGUCCAACGCUGCCACAUACGACUGUCCCACACCGGAAGUUUCGAUGGGUGGGAUAUACCAAGAUCUGGAACUUUCUGGACUACCCAGCCGUGACCUUCCCGGUCGACAAGGUGAGGGCAGAUCAAGAUCAAUUGGCGGCAGAGCCCUACAUACCGAGGAAUGCUUUGGAUGAGUGGAAUUGGAAACUGUAUGACGCAGAGAAGGUAGAUGGGUAUCCGGUGAACCUCCAAAUUAUCGGCAAGAAACUGGAAGAAGAGAAGGUCCUGGGAGCCGCUAUUGCUAUUGAGCAUAUUUGGAAGAACAACACUGCAAGCCACAUCUGA
Messenger RNA from Penicillium longicatenatum, 1650 nucleotides. RefSeq names its product Amidase. The record is from RefSeq and is a predicted model, not a curated record. The transcript is spliced from 5 exons. The coding region runs from base 1 to 1650 and encodes 549 amino acids. Lineage: Eukaryota; Fungi; Ascomycota; Eurotiomycetes; Eurotiales; Aspergillaceae.